GUGUAGUUUUUUCGUCUCCCCAUUAAAAUAUCGCAAAAGCCAGCCAGUGAGUGUGAAGUGGAAAUUUUGAAGAAUCGGAUUUUCGAUAAAUUAUUGCAGAAAAAAGUGACCAAAAUUGGUUCAAACUAAUCGGAACAGAACAUGUAAAGUGUGGCGUAUGAAGUGAAGACCUGCAUCACGUAAUUGCGGUACGAAUUGUGUGUUGAAGACGUGCACCGUUUUGCCCAAAAUGUCGAUUUAGGAAAGAGCUCUACAGACGCAAAAAAUACAGUUAUUUUGUUAUAAUGGACAGUAAAGAUCAGCUUGCUUCGGAACAGUUGAUACUGUUGUCAUCAGAUGAUGAGAACGAUGGCGACGUGGUGAUCGACUAUCUCAACUCUAGCAAUCCACCACCGACGGCAGCAGCAGGUACUGGGCUCCAGAAAAACAAUGAGUCCACCAGUACUACGAAAGAUCUGCAACCGGCUCCCGUAGUGAACAACAACAACGUGCACAACUACAACAACAGUACCGCUGAGAAGUGCAACAACAAAAGCAAGCUGAGCGACAUCGUGAUUAACACGGGGAUCAACGACUGCGGCCAGCCGCAGGAAAGCAACAACAUCGGCGGCAACAGCAACAACAGUGUUGCAAGCAAUCACGCCAACAUGGUGCCAAUCAUUAGUGUUACCCCGCACAGCCCAGGUGCCAAGUAUAACUUUCUCGAGGACACAUUGAAUCAUCUGCAAUGUAUUCGAGAAAGCGUGGUUCAGAUGAAGAAUUCCACCGUACAGAAUACCAACUUUGGUGGGGCUGGAUUCAUUGGUACCUCGCAGCUUUCAUCGGCAAAGCUUUUCUCGUCCUGCCCAUCCCUGCCGGACCUGACGAUCUCAAAUGCAGGCAAUAUUUGGCCCCACCAGCAAAUCAUGUACGGUCUCAACACUGACCGGCGGAAGUCGUGGACCGCAAUAGAGGAUUUGACCGAAUGUGCCAAAUCUUCUCAUAAAAGUGUCAGCCUUUCCAGUCUGGACAGCGAGGAGCAGGAAUCUUUGCGAGCAGCCGAAAGAUUACACAAUCGCACCAGUCGGAACAGUACCGGGGGUAUAUCAACGCACUCGCUAAAUGAAGCCGAGUUGGCGCGAGACUUUGAGAAAAUUGUCGCCAAACGCUGCUUGGCCCCUGCGGUGUGCCGGAUCCCGCUGCAGAAAAGCAUUUCCACGCCAUCAAUAGCGCCGGUGCGCAACCAAAGUGCUAAGGAGGACACUGCUACUCCUUCACGGCAUCUUUCCGACAGUGAAGAUGAAACCCACGACGAUCGAUCACUACUUUGUGUGAGAGAUAAAAACGAGGGCUACACGGACCACCCGGAAAAGCGCCGGAAGCGGGGCUCGCUGUUUUUCCGCAAGAAAAAGGACAAAGCCAAAACCAAGGGACAGAACUCCACCUGCGAUGCUUGUGGCGCGGUCAUUAAUCUCGCCACGUACAAAGAGCACGCCGUGGAGUGUAAGGCUAAAAUCGCAAAGAAAUAUUUCCAAGUUCAGCCCAAAUCCGGCUCCAGCAAGAAGAACUCGGCCAAUAGCGAAAAGAGCGGCAAGAAAAUGACUGGAUGCUACUCUCCGUGGAGAUUGGUCGCUAACAAGUUGGGCGUGGUUUCCACUCACGCCAGCCACAGUUCCUCGCAUCACGACGAUCAAGGUAGAGACUAUUACGAUGGCACCAUACAAAAUGACAACUCAAACUAUUCGGACGACACCCCACUGAUACGAGAUGAGUUCCUUCACGAGGCACCAAUCGGACCCCACGAUCUCGGAGCCGAUCCGAUACUUGGCGUCGCCAUUGACGAACAUGACUCGUGGAGUCCGAGUGUACCAAAGGAGAUUGUGAAAUCACUGAAAGAUAAACAGGUCAAGCGCCAGGAGCACAUCUACGAGUUCAUAAUGACGGAGAAGCAUCACUGCCAAACCCUACUAGUCAUGCAGAAGGUCUUCGUCGACAGUCUCCAGAAGCACUUCAGUCAUUUGAAUCUCGAGCGUAUGUUUCCGCGACUCCAGGACUUGUCCGAACUGCACACGGGCUUCCUUAAGAAGCUCCGGCAGCGGCAGAAGCAGAGCCCCGUGGUGGACAGCAUUGCCGAUAUUUUGCUGGACUUUUUCUCGGCAAUGUCUGCCCAAAGACUGAAGUCGGCUUACGGGGAGUUCUGCUCGAACCAUCGAUCGGCGCUCAGUACGUUCAAGUGCUACAUGACCGGAGACAACACGUUCGCCGAGUGGUACAAACAUUGUCUCCAGAACUCGCUACUCAAAAAGAAGGGCAUCCCCGAGUGUAUCCUAUUUGUGACGCAACGGUUAACCAAAUAUCCACUGUUGAUCGAUCCGCUGCUCAAGAGCUCCCGGGAGGACAAAAUCGAGCAGGAAAAGCUUCAAAAAGCAAUGCAACUCGUCAAGGAGAUCCUGGUGGACGUGGAUGCCCGCGUUGCGGACAAGGAGAAGGAAGAUCGUCAAUUAGAAAUUUUCAAACGAAUCGACGCCAAAUCGUAUGCGAUAUUUAAGAAGGAUAAGUUCAAAAAGUCGGAUAUCAUUUCUAGUAAUAGGAAGCUAAAGUUUGAAGGCGUUGCUACGCUUAUGCAGGGAAGAUCGAAGAUGCAGACCGUUCUGGUCGUUGUACUGUCGGACUGUUUGUUCUUCUUGUUGGAAAACUCACACAAAUACUCGUUCUUUACACCCGAAAAUAAGGCUGGAGUAGUUUCUCUGCAAAAACUAUUGAUUCGAGAAAAGGCGGGUACCGAAUCGAGGGGAAUCUACAUCAUCUCAUCGAAUCCGGCCUACCCGGAGAUGUUUGAGCUGAAAGUGCAAAAUCCAAAGGAUAAAAAUGUUUGGAUACAAUCGAUAAGAGCUGCCGUACUUGACUGCCCGUCGGAUGAAUCCGAAGCGGAGGACUAUAUGACUGCUGAACAACGCCAAAAACUAAUAGAUGCUAAGCAAGCUAACAUUCGUGAGAUUAUCUCAAUGGGAACCACCGAACUGGAAGGCAAAAUGAGGCAAAAAGACUUCGAACAGGCGAUCCUUCUCGAGGAGAAGAUCGCCCUCCAGCUGAGUCUGUUGCUGGAUAACGAUCACAACACGGAACAGUUGGGUCCAACGGUUGAUGCGUUCAUCUCCAACUAUGGCUCCUACCGAGAUCUGGUCUCGGAUGACUGUGAUACGAUAGAAAUAUGGAAGCGUGUGCUGAAUACAAUCCAGGAGAUCAGCACGCUGGCAGCGUCGUUGUACACGGCGGCCACCGGACUGCCGCUGUCCCGGUCUUGUAGUUCGGUGGGCGAACGGCAGAGCGAGGUGUACAUCUCGCCAACAUUACCAAAGCGUGCGGAAACGUUCGGCGGAUUCGACGAGCGACGAACCAAACAGCAACAGCAGUGUAUCACCAACUCGUCAAGAGAUGCUGUGCUGUCGACGCUUGCGGCCGGUUAUUUCUCCAACCGAGAAGGUUACGAGAAGCGUGAAUCAAACGCGUCGGAAGCCGACGGAGGUCCAUUUUCGCCGGGAAUCCACCACGGGCCGAUGAAACUUAAUCCCGAAAUGUUGACCACGGAACAAGCCAAGGAUAACAGCUACGCCGCUCUCCAUGUGUCGCAUCAUUUGCAUACGCUGCUCUGUAUAAUCUCCCAGCAAAUGACAACCAUUCAAAGCCUCCAGCAUCAGUUGAACGCUUUCCGGGAGAAUCCCAAGAACAUGUACCGACACAACGAUCAACUCGAGGAGUUGCGGAAUCUGCAGGACAAACUGCAGGAGGAGAAAACAUCUUGGCAGAAGCAGAAGGAAACAGAAGAACGCGAGCUGGAAGAGCAACGUCAGUCGCAGAAAGCGCUACAGGAGCAGAUUCGAGCCGAACAGGAGGACAUCAAACAGCAGCGGGAACAGCUGUAUCGGAAGAUGGAGAUUUUAUCCAGCCAGGGAUUGCUACUGUCACCUAACGUUGCAAUACCGGUUUCGACGGGGGUAAUCUCGACGCAACACGACGAUCCGUCGAGCAAUUGCGAAGACUUCCAUAUGGAUAUUGGUGGCGGUGGAAUGACUAGUACUCCGACCGGUUCGGCCGUCUCGACCAUCGACCGGAGGAAGGACAAAUGGAGAACAGCAAGCAUAAACAAAGCUCCCCCGGCGAAUUUAGUUAGUGCAACGAAUGCACCAAAAAUUAACGCAUCAUCCAUAAAGCAACAGCUUCCGCUGAAGCUGUCCUCCCUGUCGAGCACUAAAUCGAGUUCCAACAACAAUACGGUCACAUCGCCUAGUGGAAACAACGCUAACAUGUUGAGCAGUAGUAGCGCCGGCGUUAUUCAGAUGUUUCCUCUCAAGCUGGCCGAUAAAAAGAUCAACUCGAGCUUACCGAAUCACUCACGUACCGGUAGCAGUCCUGCAGUAAUUCAGCAACAGGUGCAGGUUCAAACGGGGAAUCCGGCAACAAGGACCAACACUUAUCCAAAGAUACCCGAACGGUAUCGAUUGCGAAACUCGGAUAACUAUCAGUCCCCUCCGCACUACGGUACGACACAAUCUCACCCGCAUACUCCGUCAUCCGCUUCGCCGUCACAUUCUUCCUCGCUCCGUUCGGCGGCAAUCCAGGAGCAGCUGAUGCAGCAAAAUCAAUACCACCACCAUCAUCAUCAUCAGUCGCAGUUCCAUCCCCAGCACCACUCAUCGGUUCACACCACGCCGCUCUCCUCGCGCAAUUCUAGCCUCCAGUCGCCCCCUCCGCCUGGAUCGUCGUCAUCCUCGCUGGCCGAUCUGGGCGGCAAUAAUAACAACGGUAGCGGCAGCCCGGGCAACCGGAAAGAUUCCACCAAAAACAAGGAGGAAGAGGUGAUUUAUUUUUGAUACAUGCCAGUUGAGGUCGAAAUUUAAUCACCUAGACGUGCUGGAUUGGAUGCUGCUGUGUGCGCUGGUCGUCUCGCUGGUACUGUAUCUUGUGAUUCUAACCUUUCGACUGAUCUUUCCCAUGUGAUCUCCGCUGUAGUAUUUUAGUAGACACGUACAUAUCGCAUCCUCCCCACGGUUUGUUUUUGUUCUCGCUACAUUUAUUUCCCGAUUUGAUUGUUGUUCCGGCGGUGGGAACUCCUGAAAUUCGUCCCGUACGUGACGAAACAAACGAAAUCUGAUACAAUUGAACACAGUUACACUUUCAAAGAGAUUCAUUUUCAAUCAACUUUGAGAUCAUUGAGCACGGUUAGUAUCGAUUAUUGUAUCAUAACGAUUAUUCUGGAAAGCACGCGGAGACGGUUCCACUAAUUGGUAAUCCUCUGCGGUGCCCGCAAUGAUGUGCAAUUUGUUUCCUACGAAGGCAACUUUAGAUUAUUUUCAACAACAAGUAAACUUGAUGGCCUAUCUUCGAUUAGAAAAGCAACAGAACGAAAAAAUGUGAACCCAGGGGCCCAAAAAUCCCUGAAAGUUACAGGAUAUGUAAAACAAUCAAUACCUGACUUGGAACCGUAGUGAAUUUGUUUAGAAGUGUUGUGAAUAUAAAAUACAAAAAAAAACAAGAAACAUAUGACAAACUUAUUUAACAUAUCUGUUUAUGUUUAGCGUAGUGGUUCCACGUAGACCAUCAUUCCCCCCAUGGAGUGAACGGGAGAAAAUGUGGUAUGUUUGAUUGAGGAGCGAAUUCAAGCGUUCGUUCGUUAAAAGCCGCUCCCUUCGGCUACUAUCUCUUCCGAAACGCACAAUACAAAGCAACCUUAUCGUCUCUCGCUCCAAGCUGAAAAAAAAGUAGUACAACUCUAACAUUCCGAUAGAUUUGCGUCGUCCGUAGUGGUACAAUUCUGUUAUUUUAACAGCGAACAUCAAUAACAUACUCUAUGAGCAACAAAGAAAACUACAAAAGACUCGAAUACAUACGUGUGUGUAUAUGUAAAUAAAAGUAAUAUCUAGUUGUAAAAAUUAAAGGUAAAAAAAUUAGACGAGAGAUUAACGAGAACGAGAAAGGGAAAAAAUAUCGCGGCUGAGUAUUCCAUUAGUUUUUUGUUCUGUUUCAUAAAUAUAGAGAGGGACACGGUGUGUGCAUCCUGUCAUGUGAUCAUACUCGCUUGUUUCCUUCGAUGAUCAUUCUUAAAGCAAAUGAACGGUGAAAACAGUACAGUUAGCGAAAGAAUGUUGCAUUUAUAUAUAGAGGUUAGUUUUCACUGGCUAAGCUAUUGAGAAACACAACUAUUUACUACUUAUAACAUAACAAAUGUAACGAGACUGGCAUUUAACUUAAACACAACAAAAAAAAAACAGAAACGGUAAAAUUACAUAACUACCUUCGAAGUGAGACGACACAACGGGAAAGGGAACGAGUCUUGAUAGGGACUCAUCCACACCCGUGGAGGCUGGAGUGAAAAAACUUGUUUAUUGUCGGUAUCCAUUUUGUGAGACAUUCGUAUGGCUUUGGUAUACUCCGGAAUUUUUCGCAGAAAUUACAAUCCCCUUAAUUUUACGCCGCGAUUGACGUGAGAAGACGAAGUUUCUCGUUUCAUUCUGGAAAACCACCUCGUAUUCGAUACCCAGGUCAAUAACAUAUGAGGACACGACUUUUAGUCACAUCUAAUGACAAACUACAAUCACGCCAUUCGCCUUCGGGAAUACCGUGACUUGAGCCAUCUUACCAACGAGAGCGACGUCCAAAUUGAACCCCUAUUGAACUGACACGAGCCAACAUAUCCGGCCUGAUUCUACGCGGCGUGUGAGGUGAGACGACAAUUGUCACAUCACCAUCACGCAACUCUCCUCACUAUAUUCCUACAGUCGUAUCGGAUGCCGUGAGAGGUUCAUUUUAUGUAUGUGAGAAGAUGAACAGCAAGUGACAAGGUGUUCAUUCUGCUGGUUGCCAAAUUUGAUCAGAGAUGCCACAUUCGCACAUAUGUCUAAGAAUUUGCAAACAUUUAACUUUUGUCAGAACCUUACAAGUGCUUCAGAUAUUAUUUCUGCAAAUUUUCUCUAGUCAAUAUUUUUCGUGAGGUCAUACGCACUAUCGACUGACUCACGAGAACCUGAUUCAUUGGCGAUCGAUAAAAUUAUUGGCAGGUGAUCACUACCGUGGGGAUCUUGGAUUACCUUCCACGUGCAAUCCAGGGAUAACGAAGAAGAGCAAAGUGAUAUGUCUAGCAUGCUUGCCCGUGCAGGAGGGUUGGCUAUCCUAGUUGCUUUCCCUGUAUUUAAAACUGUCAUGUUGAAGUUGUCGCACAGAUCAUAAAUCAACGUGGCACGGCUGUCAUCAUAGUGUGACCCCCAUGCUGUUCCAUGGGAGUUGAGGUCAUCUAAGAUUGGCCGCGGCUCCGGCAAUGCCUCGAUGAUAUCAAAAAACUGAUGGCGGCCGACCACGGUUCUUGGAGGAAUAUAUAUCGAGGCAAUGCAGAGCUCUUUGCCAUUGAUUUGUGUCUGGCAAGCGACAACUUCAAUGACUGCCAUCGAUGGGAGUGUGACUCUGUAGAAGGAGUGACAUUUUUUGAUCCCCAAUAGUACGCCACCAAACGAGUCAUUUCGAUCGAGGCGAAUAAUGUUGAAAUCGUGGAAACUCAGCUCGUCGGCUGAAGAAAGCCAUGUUUCACAGAGAGAAAAUACAUCACAGUUAGAACUAUGAACUGAAAAUUAAAAUUGAUCUAGUUUAGGGAUGAUGCUUCUGCAAUUCCACUGUAUUACAGUGGUCAAAUCCUUGACCUCUUGCACUGAAUCAGGCAUCGAGGGAAAUGAACGCUGCUAAAAACCACAUUUUUCUUUCAAAAAUGUUCUCACAAUCGGAAGCAAACAUAAUACUAUGCUUUUAAGAGGGUCAUUUAUAUUUAAAGCAUUUAAAAUGUUGUCCACCAGGUCAGAAAGCGCAAGCAAACCAGAUUGUGGCUGUUGCCUCGACCGCGAAAAUGGAACAGACGGGGUGGGUGCUGCUCCGGGAAGUGCUGAGGACCCCUGGUGCGUAGAAGAACCGCUUAAACCAGGAGGUACUUGCUUCGGUCUAUUCUCAGCACGUUCAAUUCGAGUUUUCAUUCCAACUUGGGAAGUUUCGGUCGACUUUCUGGGGAGUGAUGGGAAAGAAGUAAUUUUUCUUUUCCUGACGGCACCCUGCGAUGUACCGGAACUUCCUGCAUUGGGAGCGUCAGCAACAGGCUCGUCGUUCUGCAGAAUGGAGUAGGGAUUGUCCUGAGUCGUUGGAACGGAACUCUUAAGCAUUUCUGCAUAAGUCCGCUUGGAACGUUCCUUUAAGGAACGCUUGAUUUUGUCCCCUCGUUGUUUGUACACCGGGCAUUGAAUAAGAUCAUGAGGAGUCCCGCCGCAAUGAAGACACUUGUGCUCUUUCGCGCAAGGAUUCUCAUCAUGGCACUCUCCACAAUCUGCGCAACGUUUUUUAUUGCAACAAAAGGCGGCCGUGUGUCCGAGUUGCAUGCAUUUGUUGCAUUUCAUUACCCGGGGUACAAAUAACCGAACAGGUAAACGAAGUGCACCUAUUGCAACGUAGUUUGGAAGGGCGGAGCCCUUAAAAGUGCCACAAAAAGAAUUUGUCCGAUUGAGAACUCUUUUGUCAUUUUUUUGUGACACAGAUUUCAGUCGAUCGCAUGCAAGAAUCUUCACCGUUUUUAGUGAAGAGUUCUUGAAGCGACCGACACCAUCGAUAAUCUCUUUUCGAGUCAAACCCUUUUCGGUUAUUACGCCGUCUAUUUCGACGUUGCAACAGGGCAUGUAUACGCGAUACUCAAUCGCAAAGAGGUCGCAGCGCGUGAUUUUGUUCGCUUGGGUCCUGCUUGAGACGACGUCGUAACGUCGGGAAAAUUCUGAGUAAGUUCCUUCGAGAUGCGAAUGACAUUGAGAGGUUUAGAUUUUCGUCUAAAGUAUACAAUGUAGCCUUCGGGGUAUUCUUUUAGACGUACAUCCUGUUUUUCGUCAAUUUCCUCAUCUUCGGAACUUCCAACUUCAUAUACAGAAGUUUCUUCCUCUACUUCUGCUUCAUCUUCCUACCCUUCAGGAAGAGGAUCGGUGUCGGAAAUAUUCAAUGGCGUCGAUGGGGGAUCCUUCCCGCCCUCAGCCAUAUCAAAAAAAUCGGUCAACUGUUCGAUAUGAACAGAAUAUAAUGAUAAUCAAAAUAAAUAAAUAAGUGAAAAAAUAUAUAUUUUUUUAAUUAAUAUUAAAAAUUUAAUAUUAAAUUCAACUUAUUUUAUAUUAAAUAAAAUGCUGAAAUGAAAAAAAGUUCCAAUAAAAGUUUAACGGUAUAUAAGAAGUAAUGAUCACCCCUAAUGCCAACGUUUACCGAUUUGGUUAACACAAAGUUGAACAAUGGUGUAAAUCGUGCACAGAAGGUAGAAGGAAUGAAAGGAAAACAAAUGAAAAAAUUAAUUUCUACUUGCCGCGGCUGUGUGGCGUGUGUGAUGAAUGUGUCUGAUUUGGAUCCUCAGCGCGCACCACUUUGAACUUCGCUCCACUCGCAAGCGCAACCGAUGAAAAAGCACACUAUAAUUCGAUGUGAAAAAAACACCUUUGUUGAAUCGAUUACAAACUUGUCCGAUCUACUUGCGAGUUGUCGAAACAAUCCUUUUUUUAUAUUUCUUUAGUUAUGCCCACAACAUUUAGCCCCUGAUAUUCAAAUUCAGACAACGUUUGCUGGAGAAAAGUAACAAAGGUCCCUUCAGUUGGCAGAGUGACCAACUCAUUCAUCUCUCGCCUAACAUCAUCAAUUGAGUUUAUUUCUUCAUUUGCCGUCUUAGUUUCUUGGUUUCUCUUUUUCUCUACAACUGUAAUUAAAAGUCAACAGUAAUAUUUCUGCUUCAACACAAAUAAUUGUGUGAUCUGUUCAACUGGAAAAAUAAAGUCCAACUUUAAUUAAAUCUGAACUGAAAUGAUCUCAAUUAUGAUAAUUCUCUGAAUUGGUUUUAACGUUUUAAUAUAGGGCUGACACUGUGUGAAACCAAAAAGUGCCUCACGUUAAUUAUAUUAAAUUCAUAUUAAACAUUAAAUUCAAGUUUUGAGUGGGAAAAUUAUUUAUAAACUUUAUUCAGGUUUUAUUGUCAUAUUUGAGUCUCAGAUGGAAUCCAGUCACCUACAUCGGUCACGUUCUAUGCAGAAUGGAUAGCAACAAAUAAACAGUAACCACUACCAGUUAUUACUCACAUUUAAAUCUCUUUACGGUAGCCGACAUAGUCAGACGUGUUCAUCUCGGGCUCCACUUGGUUCCCCUGGUAGCGAUGAGGGGGGUAGCGUUAGUUCCCGCAACAGCAACAACAUAAACCAGAAGUACAUCCGAAAGCAUAUAACAAGACUACCCUUUGGUUGUUACCUAUCGUUAGGCGUUAGAUUAAAACAUGAAAAUUGAUGCUUAUAGCCACAAAACAAAGAUAAACAAAAAAAAACAUCUCGACAAUAUACUACAUAGCCAACAGAGUUUAUACUUAUUAUAAAAAAGCAACAACACAAAGUAGCGCCGAAGAGCGAAACGUAGAUCGAUUUGUGUGCACCCACUGUCCACUUACGUGCUUUUCGUUGACCAUCGCGUAUUAUUGGAGAUACAAAAGUGCUCAAAACAAUCAUACAUUUAGGAUCAUACACGUAUAAGUCACGAACAGACUGUCUUCAUAAGCCCACAUUCCUGUCGAUCGAUUCUGCUGCACGGGCAUUAUUCAGCUUUCCUACAUCCUGAGAUCAUUUACUUCCAUUCCCUAAGUAAUAAACCAAACAAUAAGUAACGAGAGAAUCACUCUCAACGUGCGCGUGUGUGUAACGGCUCGCGCAGUCAAACACGAGAGUGAAUGAAAGUAUUAUUAAUUUUUAAGAAACUUAAUAACCUUAACAGAAAGUGAAACAAGAAAUAGACACUCACUUAAAUAACAAAACUUCUUGACAAUACAAAUGUUCUACAAACGAAAACAAACAAACAAACAAAAAACGAUGCAAAACACUGCAGAGAAUGUGACAGGAGAGAACUUGCGGGAAAGAAAUCUUGAGACCGGACAAAUCAUAUGAAGCUUACUGAACAAACACACUCUCAAUUGAAUAUAACAGUAGGACUACAGAUUAAAAGAAUGUAUGUAUGUAUAGAAAACAGAAAUCGUGGAAAAAAAACUACCUAGAAAAGUAUAAACCGUGUUCUGGAUAAACGGAGUUAAGUAAAACUACGGCGAAAGCAACUCUCCAAAACUUGUGAAUAGUAGUGACAGAGACUAUUUAAUGUUUCAGAGGACAACUAUUUUAAAGUAUCUGGAUAGGAAACAGAAGUAAAAAAGACAGAUUAUAUAUACACACAACUACUAUCGUAAAACAAGGCAACUCAAAAAGCAAGCAAAUAUUUCAUCUGCUCAACUAUUUACUGUAUUUGACCGACACGAUGUUACUAAACACAAUCUAGCGUGGAAGACGAGUGAAUAUCAAGAAUUUAAAUGAGGCGUUUAUUCGUUGCCAAUGUUCGGUUUCCGCAGAUAUGCAUACGAUGAUGUUUAGGCUAUGCCUAGGUUUUUUUUGUUUCGAAUUUAUCGCAGUGUUUGACCACAUUCGCGCUCGAUCGAUGAUUAUCUGUUUAGUUAUAGUACGUGUUAAAUUAAUAUUUAUUCAAUCUAAAUUAUUAACACAUUCCAUUCCCGUCCUCGGUUGUGCAUGUCAAAAUCGGUUUCUUCAUGCUUAAAAUACGUAUACAAACGCUCGCGCGCAAAUUCAAAUCGCUGUAUAUUCGCGCUAACUAAACUAGAAUAGAAACGGUAUAAAGCCAGAGCUUCUUUACCACUCUCUACCUGAGGAGCAAUAUUGCAAGAAAAUCGCCACCGAUAGUAAAGGCAAAUCUAGCAAAAACCGAAACAAAAACAAAAAACGAGAACGAGAAAAAAAACAAUCAAGAAUAUAGACUGUCCGUAUGCCAGUUCUUUAUUAUCAUUAUUUUAACUUAGUCGUAUUACUUUGUCCUCUCGUCGAAACUAUACUUGUACACACUUUUAUCCUAGUACGUAAAACUAUUUCCAAAAAAAAAAAAAAAAGAA
Messenger RNA from Toxorhynchites rutilus septentrionalis, 11956 nucleotides. RefSeq names its product rho guanine nucleotide exchange factor 18 (gene cyst). Gene Ontology annotation, biological process: regulation of Rho protein signal transduction. Gene Ontology annotation, molecular function: guanyl-nucleotide exchange factor activity. Bases 285 to 4850 code for a protein of 1521 amino acids. NCBI's taxonomy places the organism in Eukaryota, Metazoa, Arthropoda, Insecta, Diptera, Culicidae. The transcript is spliced from 25 exons. The record is from RefSeq and is a predicted model, not a curated record.